This is a messenger RNA of Mya arenaria, 1061 nucleotides long. Its product is annotated as cytochrome P450 4F6-like. Gene Ontology annotation, molecular function: monooxygenase activity; heme binding; iron ion binding. The transcript is spliced from 6 exons. NCBI's taxonomy places the organism in Eukaryota, Metazoa, Mollusca, Bivalvia, Myida, Myidae. Bases 7 to 861 code for a protein of 284 amino acids. The record is from RefSeq and is a predicted model, not a curated record.
CGGAAUAUGGAAAACAUUUCAUGGACAAUUGUUUGUGGUAUUCUUAUUGUGUUGAUUUGGAAAGGAGUCUUCUCAGUUUUUAAAUAUGUCCGGAUGUGUAGAAAACUUCGGAAAGUUCCACAACAACCCUCGCAUUGGCUGCUUGGGCAUUUAAACAGGAUAAAAGGCUCCAAGGAUUAUGUUCAGUAUGGAAUGGAAAUGUACAAAACCGGCUGUAAACUGUUCUGCAUCUGGCUGGGGCCGAACCCGGUAGUUUGUGUCAAUCAUCCAGACACGUUCAAACAGCUGAUUGGUCAGGAGCACAGGAAGGCUAGAGGGAGGCUUGAUGGAUAUCAUUACUUGCAAGAUUGGAUGGGCGAGGGACUGCUGAUCAGCGAUGGCUGGAAGUGGGAGAGAAUCCGGAAGUUGCUCACACCCGCAUUCCACUUUAGUAUUCUGACAGGAUACGUUGACAUAAUGAACAGCGCGUCGGAUGACUUCCAGGAAAAGGUGAUAGAAAAUAUGUCGGCUAGUCCAUUAGUAGACAUUUAUCCGUUGGUGUCCCGGAUGACCUUGGAUACCAUGAUGAAAUGUUCUCUAUCAUUUGAUGGUUCGAUGCAAGCAAAAAUGAAUGAAGAGUACGUCAAGGCGGUGCAACGGAUGGGUACCUUACUCGUGAACCGUUGUUUAACCCCGUAUAUUCCACAGUGGCUUUACUACCUGUCUGCAGAAGGCAGAGAAUGGAAGAAACUUAUCAAUGUGGUGCAAGGAUUUACAAGGAAAAUCAUUGACGCGAGGCAAAUGUCAUUGGAAAGUCGAUUUACUAUUUUUAAAUACGAAAUCCAACCCAGUGGUUUGAAACAAAUGCUUUUAAAUUAUUAAGUAAAUAACCCAUAAUGCAGAGGUAAAUGUUUUUGACGGUUACGAGAUUGGAAUGUGUAUAAUGUGUGUGUCUUGACUGUCGGUUUACUUUUUUUAAACAUUCCAGAGAGAGCACCCGUUGGAGGUUGGUCAUUCCGACGGGAAGAGGCGACUGGACUUCUUGGACAUUCUUUUGUCGGCCAAAGAUGAGCAGGGCCGGG